ACAGCUGAAUGUAGAAAACCUACCGUCGUUGUUUGUCGUUUUAUAAAUGCGUGUUUUGCUAAUUAGCUAAUUGUGGGAUUAUUUGGUGGUUCCAGACCGCCGUUUGUGCUAAGACUCAGAGUUAAACCCCACCACAGGUUUAAAAAAGUGUGGGUGGCUCAGGCAGGAGAGCGAGCAGGUGGAAGCCGCUCCGUGUCGCUGCUGCUGCCCUUCAGUGAAACACAAUCCCGUCGGGGGAGGACGAAACUCUGCUCAGCGAGCAAGCAGGGAAACGCAAACAUCAACUUAAUUCACCGGCGCCGAUUGUUUGAAGACGCAGAGGAAGAAGCCAAUCCGAAGUGGGAUUUAUUCUUCCGCGUGUGUGAAGGGGAAAAACAAACAAGCAAAGAGAGAAAACUUCCUGAAAUGACCGGGAUUCUGUAAGACCGUGAUCUUGACAACCCGGUGGAUCGAGUUUACGAAGAAGUGCUCUCAUAUUUCAGCUGUCUCCCAGCAGCGAGGGGACUUGUUCGGAGCUGGCGCACGGGGAAUGAACUCUUCGGACCGCUAAUCAUCUUUGGACUUUGACUACGCUUUAAAGCACAAUUUCUCCCUCAGUCCACAGCCGAUAGAGCCCGUACACAAAAAGGAGUUGUUCCUCAAGUCCGCGGCAAUGGGGGAGCAGCCGAUCUACACCACCAGGGCCCAUGUCUUCCAGAUCGACCCGACCACCAAGAAGAACUGGGUCCCUGCCAGCAAGCAGGCUGUCACAGUCUCCUAUUUCUACGACAGCACACGUAACAGCUACCGCAUCAUCAGCGUGGAUGGAUCCAAGGUGAUCAUCAACAGCACCAUCACACCCAACAUGACGUUCACCAAGACAUCGCAGAAGUUUGGCCAGUGGGCGGACAGCAGGGCCAACACUGUGUUUGGACUGGGCUUCGCUUCGGAGCAACAGCUGGCCAAGUUUGCUGAGAAGUUCCAGGAGGUAAAAGAAGCAGCCAAGCUAGCAAGGGACAAAUCUCAAGAGAAGGUGGAGACGUUGAGUAAUCACUCCCAGGAGUCUGGACGCGAGACGCCCUCCACCAACCAGGCGUCCAGCAUUAAUGGGACAGAUGAUGAGAAAAUCUCUCACGUCGGUCCGGAUGCUGCUGUGCUGAAGAGCGAGAACGAGCGUCUGAAGAGCGCCGUGGAGCAGAGCAACACCAACGCCAAGAAGUGGGAAACAGAGCUGCAGACUUUAAGAGAAAAUAAUGCCAGGCUGGUGGACGCACUGCAGGAGUCCUCAGCUAAUGUAGAGAGCUGGAAGAAACAACUUAGUGCCUGCAAGGAAGAGAGUGACACGCUCAGGGAAAAGAUCGCAGAACUAGAAGCUCAGUGUAAUGAAGCCAAUCAGGAGAAGCAGAAAAACGCCCAGCUGAGCGUACGAGUGCAGGAGCUGGAGACCGAGCUACAGGACAAGGAGCAGGAGCUGGAGAACCUGAGGAAGCAGGCCGAGAUAAUCCCUCAGCUCAUGUCUGAGUGCGAGAGCAUCACCGCAAAACUGCAGGCCGCAGAGAUGAAGAACAACGAACUGGAGGGGAGGAUAGGGGGUCUUCAGGUGGACAUAGACGACAGUCGACAAAAGCAGGGCAACAUGAAGGGCGAGCUGAAGAAGUUCAUGGAUAUUCUGGACGGGAAGCUAGACGAGCUGCACGAGUUCAGGCAGGGGCUCUCCAAGCUAGGUGUGGAUAACUGAGAAAAGUGGCACCGAGUUGAAAGGGUCAGAUGUCAGGUACGAAGGAUUCACUACAGUAUGUCUUCAGGGCAGAAACUAUGUGGCACCUACUCCCCCAAGGUGAUGUCCACUCAGCUUCUAAUAAACACAACCAUGUGAGAAAGAGAUUUUAUUUGGAGAGGGAGGGAGAGACUGGCAGGAGGGAGGCCAGCGUGCUCCACCAAACGGCUCCAUUUUGUACGCUGGCGUUCUGAAACUAAAUCAAGAGUCACACUUUGAGCUUACUUACCCGUUUCUGUGAGGGGGGGGGGCGGUUUUAAAAAGCUGGUGGUGGGUUGUUAGAUUCUGUCCAUCUGUUUUUUUCCUGAAGGCUGCGGCGCUUCUUCACAGGCAGUCGGAGUUUAGAAUAGAGGAGGGGACUUAAAAGGGCUAAAAUGAACACACACACACACACACACACACACACACACACACACACACACACACACACACACACACACACACACACACACACACACACAAUGCUGUUCAGCAUCACUCAAGUAAUAAUUGGUGUUAAUCCUUGUGGCCCCCUCAGAGAAUUAGCGAUGAAAUCUUUCCACAGACUGUCCUUGCUGUUGCCUCUCGUCUAUCUCAGGUGCGUUGGAAGACAGUUUGUACUCAUUAGAUUAUAUGCACAUAUGUGACAGAAGGCCGUGACACAAAGUGCCUCCAGGUGAGUCUGAAUCCACCUGGCGAGGAGAACUGGCCAAGUGAUGACCAUCACCAUAAUAACAACUCGAUUUUUGCGAGAAACCCCGACGAAAAGAAAACCCUCGCGAAUGAAACGCGAUGAAAAGCGCAGGCAGGCGGGCCCGUCCUGAGGACGUGGCGACAAACUCAACACAGGUGUUUGCACAAAAAAAAAAAAAAAAAAAACGACUGCGAGACGGGACUGCAGCAGGAACUCAUCAACUCACUUGUGGGUAAAACACAGUUUAAUUAUAUUUGCAUAAAAAAGGAAAACUUUGUCUCAGGAGCUUUCCUUCAGAAACAUCCGAAAUAACAGGAAGCCCGUUUUGCCAUGAGUGUAGUGUCGCGUGCAAAAGAUUUCGUGUGUGCAAUAGUAUUGUUGCCCGUUUGUAGAACAAAGACGUACUGUGUGUCUCCAAGGCUGUUGACGUGCUUCCUACACACUAGUUUUUGUUAUGGUGGUGGUUAUUUUGGGGUGAGGGGACUUGGUGCUGCUCAGUGGGUAAAUAAUGUGAAAGUGUACUUCAUUGAAAACAUUUAGAUGGCAUGGGCCUUUUCACCACAGCCCUGCCAGAGUCUUGGUUUUUAUUUGACAUAUUUAUUUAUUUUGGUGCCUCUCGACAUCUGGUGUUUCUAGAACAUACAAAGUUAAAUCAACCUUAACCUAAUGUCUCUAUAGAUGUACAAUAAUAUAUAAAAUCUACCAAAUUGUCAGGAUUCACUGGUUUUGUUUGCAGAUUUAGUUUUGCAGGAUGGCGUCACCGCUGCUUUUUUGGGAGUUCACCUUUAAGGGCACGCGUUGUCGUGGCAUAUUUACCGGGUAAUACGAUGUUAUAAGUCUAUUUUUUCAUCACUGUUUUGAUCUUGUCAUAAGAUGAUAUCUACGAAGGGACUUGUUGCUUCUCUCUGUUUUGCCCUACUGUUCAUACGUCACCUGAACCUGGAUAACACAAUGUAUGAUCCUUCCUUUUGAACCAAUGCCUCUUGUGCACUUUUGUGACUCCUGUUCAAUAUUGUACAAUAGAACUGACAAUUGUUAAAAUUUAGUUUAAUUACAA
This is a messenger RNA of Chelmon rostratus (copperband butterflyfish), 3486 nucleotides long. It is a transcript of the gene homer2, whose product is annotated as homer scaffold protein 2. Gene Ontology annotation, molecular function: G protein-coupled glutamate receptor binding. Lineage: Eukaryota; Metazoa; Chordata; Actinopteri; Chaetodontiformes; Chaetodontidae. Gene Ontology annotation, cellular component: dendrite; plasma membrane; cytoplasm. The transcript is spliced from 9 exons. Bases 653 to 1717 code for a protein of 354 amino acids. The record is from RefSeq and is a predicted model, not a curated record. Gene Ontology annotation, biological process: regulation of store-operated calcium entry; G protein-coupled glutamate receptor signaling pathway.